AGCGUAGACGCAGUUCGUGUUUAGAAAUCGGGCACGAACGUUCGUCCCAUGUGUGUUUCGGGGAGGUUCGUGAGCAUUCGGUUGGCAUCCAGUCGACGGUGGGUGGGCAGUUAGGAAAGUAAAUAGGCGGUAGGUUGGAGAGGGGUUAACCCGAAUUGUAGUCAUCGGUUGGUAAGGUGGGGAUAGACAGAGGGUGAAAGAGAGAGAGAGAAGGCGUUAAGAUCGUAAAGAGAAUGGUGGAGAGACAGGGAUGGAAGAGAAAGAUAGAGGAUGAUAGAGGAGGAGUGGGGAUGAAGUUUGCGUGGUGAACGGCGCGACUGCAGAAACGUGUCGCCCGAGAGCCAGUGACAGACAAGAUGGCGAUAGGGCUUAUGCGGUGAGCGAGCGAGAUAGAUAUAGAAAAGAAGAAAACGAAGAGAGGGAGAAAGACAGAGAUAGAGAGAGAGAGAGAGAGAGAGAGAGAAAGAAUAAGAGAGAAUCAAGACGUGAGUGCAGCUCAGCACGACGACACGUCGCAAAGUAGCGCGCGCGUUCUGCUUACAGUGUUAAAGGAACACGUUUUUAUCGAGUAUUAGUUAUUAAAGGUCCAAGGAUAGUUAUCGUUGGUCAGUUUGUCGCAACUUUUAGUCAAAAUCGUCCAUUGUCGUUAUUAAAAAUUGAAGGUUUGGCAUACUGGUGCAUGUUCCGUCCAGGAUCGUCCCGAUCAUGGAGCAUUUGCCGGCGUCGACCGCGAGACGUCGCGGUCAUCAGCAUCACCCGCGUCACUCGACACGGAGACGUCUCGAGGCAUCCGGCAGAGGACCCGCGCAGUGUGGCCCUGCCGGUAUAACAACAACAAACAAUAAUACUAAUAACAAUAACAACAACAACAAUAACAAUAUCCUCCUUGAGGAUCAUACAGGGUUCCCCGAGACGACAACCUCUUUGGGCUCCCAUUGGUUGCGAGAUUCUUUGUCGAAAAGAAUCGAAGCUAAUAACGAUGAUGUCAAAUCGAACAAAUCUACGAAAACUAUCAGUAAAGAUACUACGACGGCAACUAAAACUAUUUCAGAGAUUACGAUUAUUGGGACAAAUGAAAAGAAAGUUGAGAAUAAUGAGAAUUUGGACGUCCGAUCAAGGCUCGCGCAGUGUAGCCCGGACGUCCAGUUUGAAGUUCGAAAGGACAAGGAAGAUAACGUAGAUAUCGAUAAGGAUACGAACAUUGAUAAAGAUAAUGGUCAUAACAAGGAGAAAGAUAAAAAGAAGAAAGCCGAUAAUCGUCGUAGGACGAAGGAUUUAAAAGGCACUGAUCUGACGCGCAAACUUAGGCUCGUUAAUGCACCACGUGCUUGGGACACCGAACGAACCGUCGUAAUCAAGGACGAUGGGAAAGAAAGUAAUAAAAUAAUUAACGACUUGCUGUUGGACGAAGUAGAAGAAGAAAUAGACGAUGAAAUCGAUUACGAUGACAACGAAAUGAAAGAGAAAUUUUUCCUCGACAGACUCGAGUCUGAGCACGCGGUCGCGAGGGCUCGAGGUGAUGGAAAUUCCGACGACGAAUCAACUAAUGUCGAAGAGGACCCUGAAAUAGCCGAGUUGGCUAAACUCAGGUGUCCCAGCGAAAGGGCCGAAGUACAAGCUGAAAGAGAAGCAAGAAGAAGAAAAAGAUGUGCUGAUUAUCCUGGACUCGCAUUUGGCUCUUCCAUAUUCUCCAGCGACACCAUGAUGAAAUUCAGUCUAAUCAGGAACGAAUUACAGAAUAUCAUGGGCAAUCAACUGAAGCGGGCCGAAUCCGAAGUUGCUGCACUCAAUCGUCGUAUUCAACUUUUGGAAGAAGACCUCGAAAGAUCCGAGGAACGUCUUGCUACUGCCACUGCCAAAUUGGCAGAGGCAUCUCAGGCAGCAGAUGAAAGCGAACGAGCCCGCAAGAUUCUCGAGAACCGCAGCUUGGCGGAUGAAGAGCGUAUGGACGCCCUUGAGAAUCAGUUGAAGGAGGCAAGGUUCCUAGCCGAAGAAGCUGACAAGAAAUACGAUGAGGUUGCCCGUAAAUUGGCCAUGGUCGAGGCCGAUCUUGAGCGUGCCGAGGAACGCGCCGAGGCCGGAGAGUCCAAAAUCGUCGAGCUUGAGGAAGAAUUGCGCGUGGUCGGUAAUAACCUGAAAUCCCUCGAGGUCUCGGAAGAAAAGGCCAACCAGCGCGAGGAGGAAUACAAGAACCAAAUUAAGACCCUUACCACUCGUCUAAAGGAGGCGACGCAGAGAGAGGAGACGUUCGAGGGACAGGUGAAGAUCUUGGAUAGUCAGUUGAAAGAGGCUGAGGCUCGCGCCGAGUUCGCGGAGAGAUCCGUGCAGAAACUCCAGAAGGAGGUCGACAGGCUCGAAGACGUCCUGGUAAACGAGCGCUGUAAGUACAAAGCCAUCGCCGACGAAAUGGAUCAGACGUUUGCCGACCUCGCCGGAUAUUAACGAAUUGCUGCUUUAACGCUUUACGAGCUGGUCUAUAUUGAAAGUAAAGAAAAUUGAAAAAUAGGGUUAACACACUGACGGGAAAAGACGGGGGAACAACGAUCAAUAAAAUUGUUAUUCACGCUAUGAUUAAAAGAAAUAUGUGACCACUGCCAGAGCACAUUGACAACUUCGCCGACACGUUCAAAUUCAUUUCAACUUUGACACAUGCAUAAACAUGUGUACAUAUUUAAUCCUUUUAUGAUUUAUCAAUAUUAAAUUUUAUUCUAUCAAUUUUUGUAAAAUUUACUAUUACUUGAUUAUAAAUUAAAUCGAAUUUUUGAAAUAAUUAAUUAUACUAUUAAGUAUUAAAUUAAAAAAAAAAAUAUUCCAUGCUUAGAUUUAAUUAUUUAAACAAUUUUUACAAGUCAUUUUUACUUAUUAAAAUAUAAUUACACGAAAAAUAUAUGUAUUUAUAAGGGUUUAAAAUGUACACAUGUAUGUUAAAUAAGAACUAUUUUCUCUUUUUCAAAUUUUAAAAAAUCAUAUCGAGCGUGAUAUUAAACCAAGCGUGAGCUCGGCCAAUUAACGAAAUUAUUUUUAUUUUCUAUUUCUCAUAUUUUCUUAUUGAUCUUUUUAUCGCCAAUUAGAAAUCUCUCACGUACGAUCGUGCAAGUGUGCGAUACCCGAUUAUUAUCCCCGUUUUAUAAUUUUCUUCUUUUUUAUUUUGUUUUCGCGUGAAUAUGCUUGAUAAAAAAUAUUGUAAAAGAAUAAAAAUAACAAAUCGCGCUUCGUAUUAUUGUAAUAAGCUUAUUCAUCAGCAUUCGUAAUUAGUAUACGUAUCGUUCCUAAAAUCUUUAAAUAAUUUCAUUCCUAUAGCUUUUUUAUACAAAACGUGUUCAAUAAAAUACACAAGCAGGUACAUACUCACACGUACACAUAAUAACAUUAAGAAAAAUAAAAUAAAUGAAUAGGCGUCAUUUAUCAAUUCAGUUAUACAUUAAUGUUUUUUUAAGUGCAAUUUCAACAAAAACCAUUUCAAUAUACGAAUUUGUAAGAAUUUUGUUUUUUAAACAAUAAAGAAAACUUGUAUAAAGUAUAGGAAAAAAAAUUAAACAAAAAAAUUGAUAAGGAAGGACGCAAAUUGUACAUCAGUGAAACCGAAGUGCAAAAAAAAAAGAAAAAGAGAUAAAAAAACAAAUAAAA
Messenger RNA from Polistes canadensis, 3627 nucleotides. RefSeq names its product tropomyosin (gene Tm1). The record is from RefSeq and is a predicted model, not a curated record. Gene Ontology annotation, biological process: muscle contraction; actin filament organization. Gene Ontology annotation, cellular component: actin filament. The transcript has 9 exons. The coding region runs from base 706 to 2442 and encodes 578 amino acids. NCBI's taxonomy places the organism in Eukaryota, Metazoa, Arthropoda, Insecta, Hymenoptera, Vespidae. Gene Ontology annotation, molecular function: actin filament binding.